Orycteropus afer afer is the source of this 3527-nucleotide messenger RNA. NCBI's taxonomy places the organism in Eukaryota, Metazoa, Chordata, Mammalia, Tubulidentata, Orycteropodidae. The record is from RefSeq and is a predicted model, not a curated record.
CUCCUCAACCUCUUGUUGAAAAUGGAAAAGAUGCUGUUGGGUUGCUGGCUGCUGAUCCUUGGACCAGUCCUUCUCCUCCCUGCUGGGGCCCGGGAGCGGCCACACUUGAGAUCCAUCUCUAGAGGCAGACACACUCGGACCCAUCCCCAAAAGACCCUCUUGGAGAGCUCCUGUGAGAACAAGCGAGCAGACCUGGUCUUCAUCAUUGACAGCUCCCGCAGUGUCAACACCUAUGACUAUGCAAAGGUCAAGGAGUUCAUCCUGGACAUCUUGCAAUUCUUGGACAUUGGGCCUGAUGUCACCCGGGUGGGCCUGCUCCAAUAUGGCAGCACUGUCAAGAAUGAAUUCUCCCUCAAGACCUUCAAGAGGAAGUCUGAAGUGGAACGUGCUGUCAAGAGGAUGCGGCAUCUGUCCACAGGCACCAUGACAGGGCUUGCCAUCCAAUAUGCCCUGAACAUUGCCUUCUCGGAAGCAGAGGGGGCCCGGCCCCUGAGGGAGAAUGUGCCGCGGGUCAUAAUGAUUGUGACAGAUGGGAGGCCGCAGGACUCGGUGGCUGAGGUGGCUGCAAAGGCACGGGACACAGGCAUCCUGAUCUUUGCCAUUGGCGUGGGCCAGGUGGACUUCAACACACUGAAGGCUAUCGGGAGCGAGCCCCACAAAGACCAUGUCUUCCUGGUGGCAAACUUCAGCCAGAUUGAGUCCCUGACCACUGUGUUCCAGAACAAGUUGUGCACGGUCCACAUGUGCAGCGUCUUGGAGCAUAACUGUGCUCACUUCUGCAUCAACACCCCUGGCUCAUAUGUCUGCAGGUGUAAACAAGGAUACAUCCUCAACUCGGAUCAGAUGACUUGCAGAAUCCAGGAUCUGUGUGCGGUGGAGGACCACGCCUGUGAGCAGCUUUGUGUGAAUGUGCCAGGCUCCUUCGUCUGCCAGUGCUACAGUGGCUACACGCUGGCUGACGAUGGGAAGAAGUGUGUGGCUGUGGACUAUUGUGCCUUGGAAAACCAUGGAUGUGAACACAAGUGUGUAAAUGCUGAUAACUCCUAUAUUUGCAAGUGCCGUGAAGGAUUUGCUCUUAACCCAGAUGGAAAAACAUGCAUGAAGAUAGACUACUGUGCUUCAUCUAACCAUGGAUGUCAGCAUGAGUGUGUUAACACAGAUGAUUCCUAUUCCUGCCGUUGCCUGAAAGGGUUUACCCUGAAUCCAGAUAAGAAAACCUGCAGAAGGAUCAACUACUGUGCGCUGAACAAACCAGACUGUCAGCAUGAAUGUGUCAACACAGAGGAGGGAUACUAUUGCCGGUGCCGCCGAGGCUAUACCCUGGACCCCAACGGGAAGACCUGCAGUCGGGUGGACCACUGUGUGCAGAACGACCAUGGCUGUGAGCAGUUGUGCCUCAACACAGAGGAGUCCUUUGUCUGCCAGUGCUCAGAAGGCUUCCUCAUCAACGAGGACCUCAAGACCUGUUCCAGGGUAGAUUACUGCUUGCUGAGCAACCAUGGUUGUGAAUAUUCCUGCAUCAACACAGACACAUCCUUUGCCUGUCAGUGUCCCGAGGGACAUGUGCUCCGCAGUGAUGGGAAAACCUGUGCAAAAUUAGACUCUUGUGCUCUGGGGGACCAUGGCUGUGAACACUCGUGUGUAAGCAGUGAAGACUCUUUUGUGUGCCGUUGCUUUGAAGGGUACACCCUCCGUGAAGACGGGAAAACCUGCAGAAGUAAAGACAUCUGCCAAGCAGUAGACCAUGGCUGUGAACACAUUUGUGUGAACAGUGAUGACUCCUACAUCUGUAAGUGCUUGGAAGGGUUCCGGCUCACCGAGGAUGGGAAACACUGCAGAAGGAAGGAUGUCUGCAAAUCAACCCACCAUGGCUGCGAACACACUUGUGUUAAUAAUGGCAACUCAUACAUCUGCAAAUGCUCACAGGGAUUUGUUCUCGCUGAGGAUGGAAGACGGUGCAAGAGAUGUACUGAAGGCCCAGUUGACCUGGUCUUUGUGAUUGAUGGAUCCAAGAGCCUUGGAGAAGAGAAUUUUGAGAUUGUGAAGCAGUUUGUCACUGGAAUUAUAGAUUCCUUAGCAGUGUCCCCAAAAGCUGCUCGAGUGGGCCUGCUCCAAUAUUCAACACAGGUUCGCACAGAAUUCACCCUGAAAGACUUCAGCUCGACCAGAGACAUGAAAAAAGCCGUGGCCCACAUGAAAUACAUGGGCAAGGGCUCUAUGACAGGGUUGGCCUUGAAACACAUGUUUGAGAGAAGUUUUACCCAAGGAGAAGGGGCCAGACCUCCUUCCGCACGGGUGCCCAGAGUGGUCAUCGUGUUCACCGAUGGACGGGCUCAAGACGACGUCGCCGAGUGGGCCAGUAAAGCCAAGACCAACGGUAUAACUAUGUAUGCUGUUGGGGUAGGAAAAGCCAUUGAGGAAGAACUACAGGAGAUUGCCUCUGAACCCACAGACAAGCAUCUCUUCUACGCUGAAGACUUCAGCACAAUGGGCGAGAUAAGUGAAAAACUAAAGAAAGGCAUAUGCGAAGCUUUGGAAGACUCUGAUGGAAGUCAGGACUCCCCAGCAGGGGAAAUGCCAAAGAGGCUGCACCAGCCAACAGAAUCUGAGCCAGUCACCAUAAAUAUCCAAGACCUACUUUCCUGUUCUAAUUUUGCAGUGCAACACAGAUAUUUGUUUGAAGACAAUCUUUCAUGGUCUACACAAAAACUUUCCCAGUCAACCAAAGUUUCAGGACGCCCUUUGGAAGAAAAACAUGAUCAAUGCAAAUGUGAAAACCUUAUAAUGUUCCAGAACCUUGCAAAUGAAGAAGUAAGAAAAUUAACACAACGCUUGGAAGAAAUGACACAGAGAAUGGAAGCCUUGGAAAAUCGCCUGAGAUACAGAUGAAGAUUAGGAAUGUUGUACAUAUUUGGACAUGUCAUUGUUUCAAGGAUUGCAAUGAAAACAGCUGAGAGCCCCAAAGCCCAGGCUAUAUUAUGUCUGUAACGUCAUGAAGCAAAGCACAAAUCGUACUAAAAAAGCUGGUUUGGUAUAGAACAAAGACAAAAAGACAGUAAUUUGUGUAACUUUAUUUAGAAAAAAGAAAUCUUCCAGAUUUCUAAGAUGAAUUCACCAAGAGAAAGAAUAAGCUAUGCAAGGUAUUUUGUAAUAGACUGUGGACAUGAUUUGCUUCUGCCCCUUCCUGCCUUAGAGUGUUGCAAUCUUAUUUGACUACAAAAUAAAGUUUGCACAGUCUUACUUCUGUAGAACACUGGCCAUAGGAAAAGCUAUUUUUGGUAUCGGACUUUAUCUUGAUAUAUGUAUAUGGAUGUAUGCUAAAAAUUGUAAGACAUAUGUACUUGUGUAACAAGUUGAAAUUUUUUAAUAUUAAAAUUCACCACUUCAAAGAAUGGUAUUGUGUGUAAAAUUCUUAGCAUAACUUUAAAUGCCAGAUACAUACACAUGAGAAAUGGCUUAUAUAGAGAGAGAAAGGUGCUGAACCUCACUGGUAUUCAGGAAUACACCAGUUAAUACAAUACCAGUAU